AUGAGCAGCAGCAGCACCAGCGAGCAAGGAAAUGCAACAACAUUCACUGACGAUCCCACCGCCACCCCGACAGAAUACUUCACCUCCCUCCCCAGCCGGUGGGAGACCAUCGGGCUGAUAUUCUCCGUCCUCUGCAUCGGCGCACGUCUUCUCCCCCGACACGACUUGCCACGCCAUCCCAGCACGACGAUCCACCCUUUCUUUCGAUCUGAGCACCGAAAGCGUCCCCUCGUCGCGGUGUAUUGUAUGGAUAAAGGUCUAUGUACCUUCCUCGGUCGGCCGCCGCGGAUUGUAAAGCGUUUCAUUAACACCGAUCCGCCGGUGGAUGUCCCGUUGGAGACUGUCAUGGGUGGUGAUUCUGAUGCGGUGGUGGUCGGGGUGGCUUCGACGGGAUGGAACAAGCGUGGCGUUUUCACGAGGGGAUCGUAUACGCGGGUUGUGGAGGUUUCGCUGACGGAUUAUCUCCAGGGUGAGGAGUUGGUGCGGAGUGUUGAGGAAAUAUGCUCCCAGCAGCGCAAAUCCGCAAUUCCCUUCCAGCAGGGCUAUGCCGCAUCAGCAGCACAGAGGACUUCGAGCGCGACCCAGAGACGAGUAAAGUCUCGCUGUGUCUGCAUAUGGGAUCUGUCAGCAGGCGAGAAGGACCUCCUUCAACCUUCCAAUCCGCCCCUCGACCUCUCCCCCUCCGACUUUGAUUUCGACCUCGACCUCGCCCUCGCCUCGUCAGCGUCCUUCCCCCCCGUUGACCCCACCCUUUUCUAUGACUCCCCCGCCGACUCCCUCACGGGCUCCGCCUUGUCCAGUCUGAGUGACACCUGUUACGACCAAGAUCAGAUCCUCGGCUACCCGGACUUGUCCUGCGCCAACCUCAUCCCCGUCCCUGGAGCCGAUUCGGAUGCGAUUGCCUCUCUGCUCAGUUCCCCGGAUUUGAGCGAGUCGCUGAAUCUCUUCCCGUCGCCCGGUGUGCAAUCAGUACCAGACCCCUCUCACCACCCCUCCACCCAAUCCCAACCAAACCCCCAAACCCAGAUGCCAUCGAUCAGCUCAUCGACAUCUCCCUUCGUGACCACCUCCCGAGCCGAGCCCGCUCCGAAAGAACCUCCCAACCGCGUCAAGAAACGGGAGCUGAACACCCUCGCCGCUCGUCGCUACCGCCAGCGUCGACUGGACCGGAUGAGCGAGCUGGAGGCGGAGCUCGAGGCCGUGAAGCGGGAGCGCGAUGAGCUGAAGAUGCGGGUUUCCAAGUUAGAGGGUGAGACGGAUGCGCUGCGAAGUAUGGUGAAGGUGCAGGAUAAGCAGUAA
This is a messenger RNA of Aspergillus heteromorphus CBS 117.55, 1299 nucleotides long. RefSeq lists its product as uncharacterized. Gene Ontology annotation, biological process: regulation of DNA-templated transcription. The coding region runs from base 1 to 1299 and encodes 432 amino acids. The record is from RefSeq and is a predicted model, not a curated record. Lineage: Eukaryota; Fungi; Ascomycota; Eurotiomycetes; Eurotiales; Aspergillaceae. The transcript has 4 exons. Gene Ontology annotation, molecular function: DNA-binding transcription factor activity.